Molecule: messenger RNA, 5858 nt
Organism: Trichomycterus rosablanca
Lineage: Eukaryota; Metazoa; Chordata; Actinopteri; Siluriformes; Trichomycteridae
Gene: msto1
Product: misato mitochondrial distribution and morphology regulator 1
Exons: 14
Coding region: 695-2473 (592 amino acids)
Biological process (GO): mitochondrion organization
Cellular component (GO): cytoplasm; mitochondrion
Source: RefSeq, a predicted model, not a curated record
ACACACACACACACACACACACACACACACACAGAGGCAUGUACAGGUGUGGUAAAUCAGGUAAAUCCAGUCACUGAUUGAAACUUACACUGAAACUCGAAAGCGAUCUGCCCUGUAAUACCACCAGCGCCGGUAGAGGGCGCGCAUGCGCAGGAACACAGAUGUAGUUCUAAUAGGACUACAAACCCCAAGAGCCAUCGCCUCCGACUCUGAGUCAAUGACACAGCACAGUUCGGUAAAAGUCCGGUUCUGUGUUACCUCGCUAAUAAAACUGAAGAGAUUGAUCUUUAUUAAAGCUUUAUAAUGUAAUAUCUGGAUCUGUGAUCCGCGUCCUCGCCUGUACAUUCAUAUUUUACCAAGUGACUCCUAGAGUCGGUUCAGUGAGCCGACUCUCCGAUUAAAACUCAUAAAACGGUUAUUUUAACGCUAUAUUCGACAGCGGAAUUCAGCGCGGUUCUGAUUUAGCAUAAUUCACACCGUUUCGUUUAUGUUUAAUGUGUUAAACCUGCCAACUUUGUGUCGAGUAGGGUGUAGGGUUUAGGGACCGAGGAGGGAAUUGGGACACAGCCUGGCUGGCGUGACGUCAGUGAAGGAGUCCGGAAGUGAGAGCGCUGUGUUGAAGCGUGUGUGUGAGAGUGUGUGUGAGUGUGAGAGAGUACAGGAGUACAGGAGUGAGUGCGGGUGCUAGUGCAGGAUGAGUGGAGUGUGUAGAGAGGUGAUCACGCUGCAGCUCGGACAUUACUCCAACUUUAUAGGAACCCACUGGUGGAACCUGCAGGAUGCGUCUCUGUGUUACGAGGGCGAGGCUCCAGCAGCUGAGCUCCAGAGCGACGUGUUCUUCAGAGAAGGUCUGGCUCCAGGUGGACAGGUCACCUACACGCCCCGGCUCCUCGCCCUCGACCUCAAAGGCAGUUUGCAGACGUUGAAGCAGGAAGGAUGUCUGUACUCUACCGAACAGGAGGACUCCACCUUCACAUGGCAGGGUGAUGUAGUAACACACACUGAAGCUCCUGCUGAUAAAAACUCCUUCCUGCAGGACCUCGACCGGAUGGACAUGGGAGAGCUGUUAGCAGAACCAGACUUCAGAACCCUUCCAGCUCCGCCCACACAGUCGUCCUCAGGUGCAGCGGUUGCCGUGGAAACAGUGAACAGUACGCUGGAGCGUUUGCAGAGAUCCUAUAGGCUGGAGAGCAGUGUGAGGGUGUGGUCAGACUUCCUGAGGCUCCACCUCCAUCCUCAAUCCAUAUCCAUCAUCAAUCAGUACAACCACGACGGUGAGGCAGCGAGGUUGGAGGCGUUCGGUCAGGGCGAGGCACUGUUACAGGGCGCUGUGCUGGAGGAACUGGAGGACCGACUGCACUUCUUUAUUGAGGAGUGCGACUAUCUACAGGGUUUCCACGUGCUGUGUGAUAUGGCCGACGGUUUCUCAGGUCUGGGGUCAAAGGUCACCGAGCUGCUGCAGGACUCCUACGGUGGGCGUGGCAUCCUGACGUGGGGCGCGGCUCCCAUCAGUCACCCAGACUCGAGUCCGGUUAAGGAGGUGUACCACAUGAUGAACAGCGCUCUGGGAAUGGUCCACAUGGCCAAUCACAGCUCCUUCUUCUGCCCUUUAACCCUGAGAGGAGGACUGGGGAGAAGAGCGGCUCCACCCACCGGCUUCCCUCUCCUCAACUACGACGCGGCUCUGUGGUACCACAGCAGUGCUGUUUUGGCUCUGGCCCUGGACACUCUGACUGUACCGUACAGACUGAGACAGAACGGCGCCCCCAUGUGGCAGCUGGCUGAUGCUCUCACUGUGUCGGGAAGAAAGGUCGUCAGCGCUUACGGCUGCGUCCCGUUUCCCAUCAUGCGAGACGCCCGUCUGCCCGACGCCCUGCUGGCCUGCGGGGACGCGUUGCCAUGGAGACCUCUGUCGGGCUGCCCGGAGCUCCCCGGCGCCCGCCGUUACGGCCAGUCGGUGACCCUGAGGGGACUGGAGGGGCGGAGCCUGGUGAGUCCCCGGGUUCCUGGAGCAGAACCUUCAUCCAUCCUGCACUGUGCUCAGUCUGGAGAGGAAGUUCUACACACACACCUGUACACACACCAUCCGUCUACACCGGGGGCGGUACAGGUGGUCUCCUAUCCCAGUAAACUGACCCCCCCGUUCCCUCAGAUCUUCAGCUCGGUUCUGGACUCACAGGGUCUGAUACAGAACCAAACACACACUGCAGCAGCAGCGGCGGUGCCGGUCUCGUCGGUCCCGGUUCUGUCCUCUCUGCGGUCCUCCUCCUCCACCUCUCACUUCCUGUCGGAGCUCCAGCGCUCCUGCUCCUCCGUGAACCUCCGCCGCCUCUCACACGCCUUCCUCUCCCACGGGGAGCCCAGCGAGAUCUCCGAGAGUCUGGAGCAGCUCCGGACGCUGGCCUACUGUUACCGUGACGACAGCGGGGGCACGCUGCGCUCCUCGGACGAGGACGACGAUGACGACGAGUGAGAGAGUGUGUGAGGAGGUACCAGGAGAACUCAGGAGAACAUCUUCAGGAAGUGUUCUACACUGGAGCUUACAGUGCUGAGGGAGGGAAGGAUGAAGUGAUAGAUGUGAUGGUACAUGAACAGCUGGAUGAGUGGAUGGAUGGAUGGAUGGCUUGAUUAAUAGAUGGAUGGAUAAUGCACAGUAGAUGGAUGAAUUAUUGGUAUAUAGAUGGAUGGAUGCUUUGAUGGACAGUGGUUACAUGGAUAAAUGAAUGGAUGGAUGAGUGGAUGAACAGAUUGAUGGUUUGGUAUUUAAACUGAUGGAUGAAUGAAUGAUGGAUAGCUGGAUGAAUAGUGAGUGAAUGAAUGAAUGAGUGGUAAUUGGAUGGAUGGAUGAAUAUUCAAAUGAAUGAAUAAAUGGAUGACAGAUAGAUGGAUGAUGAAUAGGUGGUUUGCUAUAUAAAUUAAUUAUAGAUAGAUGAUAGACGUAUGAUGAAUGGGUGAAUGGAUGAUGAAUUAAUUAGUAGAUGAAUGGAUUAUAGAUAGAUAAUUGAUGGAUGGUGAAUGGAUGAUAGAUGGAUUAUAGAUAGAUGUAUGAUGAAUGGGUGAAUGGAUGAUGAAUUAAUGAAUAGAUGGUGAAUGGAUGAUGGAUGGAUUAUAGAUAGAUGGAUGAUGAAUGGGUGAAUGAAUGAGUGAAUGAUGGACGGAUUACAGAUAGAUAGAUGGAUGAUGAAUGGGUGACUGGAUGAUGAAUUAAUGAAUAGAUGGUGAAUGGAUGAUGGAUGGAUUAUAGAUAGAUGGAUGAUGAAUGGGUGAAUGAAUGAGUGAAUGAUGGACGGAUUACAGAUAGAUAGAUGGAUGAUGAAUGGGUGACUGGAUGAUGAAUUAAUGAAUAGAUGGUGAAUGGAUGAUGGAUGGAUUAUAGAUAGAUGGAUGAAUGGGUGAAUGAAUGAGUGAAUGAUGGAUGGAUGAUAACCGGAUUAUAGAUAGAUAGAUGGAUGAUGAAUGGGUGAAUGGAUGAUGAAUUAAUGAAUAGAUGGUUAAUGGAUGAUGGAUGGAUUUUAGAUAGAUGGAUGAUGAAUGGGUGAAUGAAUGAGUGAAUGAUGGAUGGAUGAUGGACGGAUUACAGAUAGAUAGAUGGAUGAUGAAUGGGUGAAGGAAUGAGUGAAUGGAUGAUGGAUGGAUUAUAGAUAGAUAGAUGGAUGAUGAAUGGGUGAAUGGAUGAUGAAUUAAUGAAUAGAUGGUGAAUGGAUGAUGGAUGGAUUAUAGAUAGAUAGAUGGAUGAUGAAUGGGUGAAGGAAUGAGUGAACGAUGGAUGGAUGAUGGAUGGAUUAUAGAUAGAUAGAUGGAUGAUGAAUGGGUGAAUGGAUGAUGAAUUAAAGAAUAGAUGACGAAUAGAUGAAUGGAUUAUAGAUAUAUAGAUGGAUGAUGAAUGGGUGAAGGAAUGAGUGAACGAUGGAUGGAUGAUGGAUGGAUUAUAGAUGGAUAGAUGGAUGAUGAAUGGAUGGAUAGAUGAAUGAAUAGAUGGGUUGAUAUAUAGAUCGAUCAGUGAGAGGUGAUGAAUGGGUGAUGGAUGGUAGAUGGGUGAAUGAAUGAUAGAUGGAUGAUGAAUGGAUCAAUGGAAGUCCACACCCGUGUGUAUGAUCUAGAUAAAUUGAUGAAAGGAUGAAUGGUAGAUGAUUUGAUGAUGAAUAAAUGAUGAAGGGAUGAUUUGGUCUAUAAACAGAUGGAUGGAUUGAUAUAUAGAUGGAUGAUUGGAUGAAUGGAUGAUUGAAUCAAUGAUGAAUGGGUGAUGGAUGGUAUAUAGAUGGAUGAUGGAUGAAUGAAUGGAUGAAUAGAUGAAUGGGUGAUGGUUGGUAUGUAGAUGGAAGGUGGAUGAAUGAAUGAAUGAUAGAUGAAUGGAUGAAUGAAUGGAAGGCCACACCUGUGUGUAUGAUCUGGAUGAAUAGAUGAAUGAUGGAUGGGUUGGUAUGUAGAUGGAAGGUGGAUGAAUGAAUGAAUGAAUGAUAGAUGAAUGGAUGAAUGGAAGGCCACACCUGUGUGUAUGAUCUGGAUAAAUAGAUGAAUGAUGGAUGGGUUGGUAUGUAGAUGGAAGGUGGAUGAAUGAAUGAAUGAAUGAAUGAUAGAUGAAUGGAUGAAUGAAUGAAUGGAAGGCCACACCCGUGUGUAUGAUCUGGAUAAAUAGAUGAAUGAUGGAUGGGUUGGUAUGUAGAUGGAAGGUGGAUGAAUGAAUGAAUGAAUGAAUGAUAGAUGAAUGGAUGAAUGAAUGAAUGGAAGGCCACACCCGUGUGUAUGAUCUGGAUAAAUAGAUGAAUGAUGGAUGGGUUGGUAUGUAGAUGGAAGGUGGAUGAAUGAAUGAAUGAUAGAUGAAUGAAUGAAUGAAUGAUAGAUGAAUGGAUGAAUGAAUGGAAGGCCACACCUGUGUGUAUGAUCUGGAUGAAUAGAUGAAUGAUGGAUGGGUUGGUAUGUAGAUGGAAGGUGGAUGAAUGAAUGAAUGAUAGAUGAAUGAAUGAAUGAAUGAUAGAUGAAUGGAUGAAUGAAUGGAAGGCCACACCUGUGUGUAUGAUCUGGAUGAAUAGAUGAAUGAUGGAUGGGUUGGUAUGUAGAUGGAAGGUGGAUGAAUGAAUGAAUGAAUGAAUGAUAGAUGAAUGAAUGAAUGAUAGAUGAAUGGAUGAAUGAAUGAAUGGAAGGCCACACCUGUGUGUAUGAUCUGGAUAAAUAGAUGAAUGAUGGAUGGGUUGGUAUGUAGAUGGAAGGUGGAUGAAUGAAUGAAUGAAUGAUAGAUGAAUGGAUGAAUGAAUGAAUGGAAGGCCACACCCGUGUGUAUGAUCUGGAUAAAUCGAUGAAUGAUGGAUGGGUUGGUAUGUAGAUGGAAGGUGGAUGAAUGAAUGAAUGAUAGAUGAAUGAAUGAAUGGAAGGCCACACCCGUGUGUAUGAUCUGGAUGAAUAGAUGAAUGAUGGAUGGGUUGGUAUGUAGAUGGAAGGUGGAUGAAUGAAUGAAUGAAUGAAUGAAUGAUAGAUGAAUGAAUGAAUGGAAGGCCACACCUGUGUGUAUGAUCUGAAGACCUGUUACAGAAAGCUGGACACUGACUGCAGAAGGUCAUGUGACCUGCAGCGGCUGUGUUCCAAAUCUCCCCUCCCGAGGACAGAAGGGCACUAGGUAGGGUGCACGUGUAUUCAGGAGAGAUCUGCUGCAGACAUGAACGUUCACUCAUUCACCACCAGAGUGUGGACUCCUGACCAUCGGCCUGCUGGGUAAUAAUGUCACUCCUGAUCCAUGAUAGAGGCCUGACUCACAGGUGACGUUCCGAUUCAUCCCAAAGGACUUUAGUUAGAUUUUAUACAGCUGUUAGAGUGAGUGUGUCUGAAACACCUGGAGUGAAUAAUAAAGGCGUCCGUAUACUUUU